Molecule: messenger RNA, 2803 nt
Organism: Phialemonium atrogriseum
Lineage: Eukaryota; Fungi; Ascomycota; Sordariomycetes; Cephalothecales; Cephalothecaceae
Product: HCO3 transporter family-domain-containing protein
Exons: 5
Coding region: 320-2440 (706 amino acids)
Biological process (GO): transmembrane transport; monoatomic ion homeostasis; monoatomic anion transport
Cellular component (GO): fungal-type vacuole; plasma membrane; basolateral plasma membrane
Molecular function (GO): borate efflux transmembrane transporter activity; solute:inorganic anion antiporter activity
Source: RefSeq, a predicted model, not a curated record
CUCUGAAGAAGGGAAUAUCAGAGGAAAUAGACAGCCGCCAGGUGCUGCCUUUCAUUUUUUACGUUUGCCUCUGCCGGACCGGUUGAAUAUGCCAGUCUCACCGCAUCUCCCCUUCCAUUGACCGAACCUACCCCCUUUUCCCGUCGAGAAAACUAGUAGAAUCGAAAGCUACGCGACUUUUUUGUGCCACCGGGAGGUGGUCAUGGUCUAGAGUCUAGACCCAUUUUCUCUCGACGUGACUGGUUUCUGCCGAUCAUUCCGUGCCACCUAUCGCAAGAACAGCGAGUGCGGCUAUACGGGCAUCCAAUCCACACAGAAAAUGUCUUCGCCGGCAACGGGGACGGCCCCCGCCCCCGCCGCCCCCGCCGCCCCGGGCCCCGCCGGGAUCGGCGUGGAUGCCGAGCACGAGGCCCGGACGAGGAUGCGGUUCAAGCACUGGGCCUCCACAUUCGCCAGCCGGCACAGCCUGCCCCGCCGGCGCCAGCCCCGCCACCACUCUGCGGCCCGCACUGGCAGUGGCAGUGCCGCCGGGCAGCGGCCGCCGCGCGCGCCGAGGUGGUGGAAGAUCCGCCUCUUCCGCGGCAUGGUCAACGACGUCCGGCGCAGGGCCCCUUACUACUGGAGCGACUGGAGCGAUGCCUGGGACUACCGGGUCGUCCCUGCGACCGUGUAUAUGUACUUUGCCAAUAUUCUCCCAGCUCUGGCAUUCUCCCUCGACAUGUUUACGAAGACGCAUAUGCAGUACGGCGUAAAUGAAGUCCUGCUGUCUUCCGUUCUGGGGGCCGUGGUCUUUUCUGUCCUUGCCUGUCAGCCGCUGGUGAUUGUAGGAGUGACGGGUCCCAUUACUGUUUUCAACUAUACGGUCUACGAUAUCAUGAAACCUACGGGAACCAACUUUCUAGCCUUCAUGUGCUGGAUUGGGCUGUGGUCGGUUCUCUUACACUGGCUCCUCGCCAUCACCAACUCGUGCAACUGGCUCCGCUACGUGACCAGGUUCCCCUGCGACAUCUUCGGCUUCUACGUGGCCUUCAUCUACCUGCAGAAGGGGAUCCAGGUCCUCGAGCGGCUGGGCGACGGCGAGUCCUUCUACCUGUCCAUCGUGGUCGCGCUCCUCGUCUUCGUGGUGGCGUACGUCUGCAGCGAGCUCGGGCGCGGCAGCCUGUUCCGGCACAGCGUGCGCGUGUUCCUCAAGGACUACGGCACGCCGCUAACCGUCGUCUUCUUCACGGGCUUCGUGCACAUCGGCCGCAUGAGGAACGUGCCGCUCGAGACCCUGCCGACGAGCACCUCCUUCCUCCCGACCGUCGACCGCGGCUGGCUGGUCGACUUCUGGAACAUCAGCGUCGUCGACGUGUUUCUCGCCCUGCCCUUCGCCGUGCUGCUGACCAUUUUGUUCUGGUUCGAUCACAACGUAUCCUCCCUCAUCGCCCAAGGCACCGAAUUCCCCCUCACCAAGCCCGCCGGCUUCCACUGGGACCUCUUCCUCCUAGGCCUAACCACCGGCGUAGCCGGCCUCCUCGGCCUCCCCUUCCCCAACGGCCUCAUCCCGCAGGCCCCCUUCCACACCGAAUCCCUCUGCGUGACCACGACCACCACGGCAGCAACAGCCGACGACGGCAAGGUCCACCCGACGGGUCCGCGCGCCACGCGCGUCGUCGAGCAGCGCGUCAGCAACCUGGCACAGGGCCUGCUGACGCUCGGCACGAUGACGGGCCCGCUCCUCGUCGUGCUCCACCUGAUCCCGCAGGGCGUGCUGGCGGGCCUCUUCUUCAUCAUGGGCUUCCAGGCUCUCGAGGCCAACGGCAUCACCGCCAAGCUGCUCUUCCUCGCCCGUGACGCCGCCGUCUUCGGGCCCUCCACGGGCCAGAACAACAACGACCAGCUGGCGCAGCUGCCCCGCCGCCGCCGCAGGAGGGUGGUCUGGGCGUUUGUGGCGCUCGAGCUGGUCGGGUUCGGCGCCACGUUUGCUAUCACCCAGACCGUUGCGGCUGUCGGGUUCCCCGUGUUCAUCCUCGCCUUGAUACCCGUCCGCGCGGCGCUCCUGCCCCGCUGGUUCGACCCGCUCGAGCUCGCUGCCCUCGACGGGCCGACCGCGAGCCCGUUUACCAUGGAGAGUGUGGGGGGGUCGUAUGGCGGCGGGGAGGAGGAGGAUCAGGACGGGGAGGAGGGGGGGAGCGUCAUCGAUGCGCCUGACGGGUCUGGGUCGGGGAACGAUUCUGGGGAGACGGGGGAGGGGGGCAACGGGAAGGGAAAGGGCAAGGGCGGUCUGUUCCGGAGCGACGAGGAGCUGGCAGAACUUGGGGAGGGAUUCCCGGCGGGGAUGACGAGGCGCAGGGGGAGUGCCAUCGGGAGGGGCGAGGGCGGCGGCGAGGUCGUCGAGAUGGCGCGCUUGGGCGCCAAUAGGCGGAGUAGUGGGCACGCUGGUCGGGCUGGCGUGUGAGGUUCGCUUGGUCGGCUGGGCCGGAGGGAGGGAGGGAGAGACGAUGGGUAGAUGGGUCUGGGGCCAUCGAAGGCUUGGAAAGGUCGGUGUCGUAGAGGGGUAGAUAGAUGCCUGUAGAGGUCAGUUGCAUUGGUUGAGGUCCACCUGCGGUCAGGGAGGAGCAGUCGCGAGUUCAUCGGCGACGUCUGAUCGGGCGACAUGAGAGCAAGGCGGUUUAGAGGAUCAAGUAUAGAAAGAAAGAGGUGUUCAAAUAGAACAUAUUAUCCUAUCGAGCCUUGCGAGACUCCCAAGUGCGAGAUACAGCAGGCCAUUUACUUGGCCGGGCUUUUUCGCCUCGUACGGUGCUUCGAAUGCCCUCAGCAG